Molecule: messenger RNA, 351 nt
Organism: Synchytrium microbalum
Lineage: Eukaryota; Fungi; Chytridiomycota; Chytridiomycetes; Synchytriales; Synchytriaceae
Exons: 2
Coding region: 1-351 (116 amino acids)
Source: RefSeq, a predicted model, not a curated record
AUGGGGUUCACUACUGUCUUGAUCAUAGUCAUCGGCAAGGUUUUCAAAAUCAAUAUUCCACUGAGUCUGAUUAUUUCAACCAUGUGUGGUGUGAUAGUCCUUCCCUGUGCUCUGUUCUUUAUGAGACUAGGAGCCUUCAUCUUGAACAUUGAGCGUCCCAGCUUAAAUCCAUUCUCGGUUAUCGACCUGACAGACUUGAUGGGAAGCGCUCAAAGGAUUAUAUUGACAAUCUUUUGUGCAGCGUUGGGAUGGAGCCUGAUUAUGAUUCCAGCAGCACCCAUUAUAUUCUAUUCAACAUCUUUUCUCGUGAAGAGGACAAAACUCAUGAGCAAGUAUAAACGGGCUGUCUGA